Molecule: messenger RNA, 2538 nt
Organism: Prorocentrum cordatum
Lineage: Eukaryota; Dinophyceae; Prorocentrales; Prorocentraceae
Source: the annotation of a GenBank genome assembly
AUGUUCCUGGACUUCGGGGUUCACCUCUCCGGGGCCAGGGCUGGAUGUCAUACUACGCACCCUGCCAGGUGCGAUGGGGACGCCAGGGGCUUCUGCGGCGACGUGCUCUACGACCCGUCGAACGAGCACGGCGCCAGGGAGCUCCCGCCGGAGAGCGCCCAGGGCAGGGUGGUCCUCUUCUGGCGCGGGGGCGGCUGCACCUUCGCCGAGAAGGAGGCGCGGGCGCGCGCGGGGGGCGCCGCGGCGAUGCUGGUGGUCCAGUGCGAGGGCGAGGCCAUCUGCAUGACCGCCACCCGCGCCGCGCCGGGCUCCGAGCCGAGCCUGCCCGCGGCCAUGCUGUCGCGGCAGGACGGCGAGAGGCUCGUCGGGUUGGUGGGCCUCGCCAGGCUGAGCCUGACGGCAGCCCGCCCGCGCGGGCAAAGGGACGUGCCGCCGAACCGCCCGUGCGCCAUGACGGCGGGCGCCACGGACGCACUCUGGAUCGGCUACCUGCACGCGCACCUCUCCGACGAGCGCCUCGCGGCCGACGUCCGGAGCUUCCUCGACCAGCACCUGCUCCCGCGGGCGCGCGCAGGCGCCUGCCGCCCGGAGGGUGCAGUGCAGGAGGUGCGGAUCGUGCGGGGCAAGUUCACCCAGGCCAAGGUCGCCCUUCUGGAGCCUGUCUCUCAGGAGGAGGUGCGGACUCUGAACUCCAAGGCGUUCGUGGAGGGCGGCGUGGAGAGGACAGUGACCGUGGACGAUGCCCACGGGUCGCCAGGCCAGAACUGCCCGCGGAGCAUCGCGAGGUAUUGCCGUGGUGGCAACCUUCGUUUUGUCGAUCCGUGCUGGUGCAAGCACCAGGAACUCUCCACAGCCCGUGCGUCUUUCACCAUGGAUGACGUCCCCUUGGAGAGCGCGAAGGGCAACGACAUCUUGAGCGCCUUCAUGGGCAGCGCACCGUUCCACGACGGCCAGCCGACCGUAAUCUGCAUCCGAGCUAUUCACAACCUAGUGCUCGAGCGGCAGCACGAGUUCUACCGGCGCUACCUCACGGAGAAGAACGGCGAGGCACCCCGCCAGGUGGAGCUCUACCAUGGAACAAACAUGAACAUCUUGGACACGGUAUACACCCAUGGCCUGCGCCCGCCGUCAGACACCGCGCCUUCUGAUCGCUGCCCAGUGUCUGGGGGCAAGGGACUGCGGACGACUCUGUGCAACAACGACUGCAAGUUCUGCACGGUUCAGCACAAGUGGGACCGCUGCCACAUGUAUGGCCUCGGCGUCUAUUUGGGCGACCUCGCGCAGAAGUCGCACCGCUACGUCUCGGCGGCGGCAGAUGCUUGUGCGGGGCGGCGCGAGUGCAAGAUGGUGGUCUGCUCCGUGCUACUGGGUGACGCGCUGCAGCUCGAGGGGCACCUGCGGUGCUGUGAUGCCCUGCACGACAUGCAGUCCCUCCGCCAGCUCGGGGCUGGUGCCCUGCAGGGAAAGGUCGACCUGGUGUCUGCCUUCAGCGGGAGGAAGCCGGUGGACCAGCGCGACAUACUCUUCGUGAAGGGUCUCGGUGCUGCCUCGCGCCCAGGCUCCUCGGUGUUCAACUCGGAGUACAUUUCAUUCCACCCUUACCAGUGUCUCCCAAGGUACGAGAUCACUUACACAGUCGUCGGCGACGACUUUGUGUCCCAGGCCCUCAAUGCGAGGCCGGUAUCCUUCGACGAGUUGCAGGCCGCCAAGGAUGCCGGGAGCAAGUCCUGGGCCGACGUCAGGUCGGUGUCGGUGCCCAAUGCGAGCGCGAUCCUGGCGGACUCGAAGGAGAAGGACGCCGACCACUACAUCAAGACUGCGCCGCAGAGCACCCACAUGCUUGGCAGGCUGCACGGCAGCACCUGGGACAGCGUCCGCUCCAUGUCCGUGCCGACGGCCGCCUCGAUGACCGGGCCGAAGGACCCAGUGAAGCAGCUGAAGGUGCCCAAGAAGCGCAGCACCCCUGCGUGAGCGGCCGCUGGCUCCCGCGGCCUGCCGCUCCUCAUGCACCGCUCGCGUUGUAUCUGAAGGGCUUUCGGGGGGCAGGCCCGCGUUGUCGCUGGCACGUGCUCUCAGGACCAUCGACAGGGGAGGGGGCGGGCGCAGCUGCUUACGUCUGGUGAGCACACGCCGAAGUGAGCGUUGUGGCUGGGCGCGAUUUUUAUAAGUGCAGCAGAGCCGUUUGGGCUCCGAGCGGUGGAUAUCCGAGGCGCACGGUCAAUAGUCGACGGUCAUCUCUCUCCACAUUCCUGUGCCAACGCGUGGCGUGGCUUGUGGCAAAGGGGAGGCUGCGGGCUGGAGGUCCACGGCGUGUCUCCCGUCGUAAUAUCAUGAUAUCGACAUGCGCCGCGCAAUUCUCCUUCGCUGGCGCGGCGGGUUUGCUGCACCUCGUCGCUGGCAGCGGAUCCUCGUGCCUCGAGCUCGGUCGCGCAGCUGCCGCGCGGCAGAUUCAUGCUGUCUUUCCAUCCCGCAGCAGAAGGAGACGCUUCUCGUGCCUCGAGAUUAAAAGCGCAGCCGCGCGGCGGGGCGUCUGGGCUG